AACAAGGAAACGAAACCUGUACAUGAGAAACUGGCAUGGCUUACACUCGCAGAUUGUUCAUCUCUUGCAUUUUGAUCCACUGUUUUGAUGAAACGUGGUCCUGGGAUUCGGUUGUGGUGAAAAGUUCAGUGUUUGCUCAAUCUGGUUCAGCAGCCGAGCUCUCCUGCAGCUACAGCACACAUGCUUCACAGGGCUUCACUCUGGAGUGGCGUUAUGCUGCUCCCGGGACUCCUGCUGUUCAAGCGAAGAGGGUGUUGUACUACAAUGGGAACCUAUACUGGGUGAACUCUUGGGAGAGCAGAAUAGCUUUAGUACAGAAUCCUCCAGUUUCGGGUGUUGCCUCUGUGAAGAUCCUCAGUGUCCAACCCAGUGACAGUGGACUGUAUAUAUGUGAUGUUACCAAUCCACACGACUGGUCCGGAAGUGGGCAGGGUCUCAUCAACUUGACUGUGCUGGUGGCCCCAUCAGUACCUGUAUGUGAGCUAAAUGGCCGUACUUAUGUGGGCAAUGAUGUCACUCUUACAUGUCACAGCUCCCAGGGGGUUCCUAUGCCUAUCUAUUCCUGGACCCGAGAUACAAACACAGCUCCUCUGCCCCCCAACAGCUUUAUAGCAGAUCAGCGCACUGGUUCGCUACUGUUGUCCAACCUCACUGCUGACUUUACUGGAACAUACACAUGCAGAGCUUCCAAUGAUCAGGGUCAGGCCGCGUGCAGCAUCGCUUUGAAAGUGGCACACGGCAGCACCGCAGCAGCGGUUGCAGGAGCACUGAUGGGAGUUUUUCUCUUAGUCCUACUCAUCACAUCAGCGGCUGUUUAUUUCUUCUUCUGCUACAAGAAAAGAGCUCACAGCAGCACAAAGAACAAGCUGAGGAAGAAUGUUGGUUCAUCAGGGAAGCGUCAAUCUAAAGGUCCUCUGCUUUCUGCUCAUUUUGAUGCUGAUCAGAGUCCACAGCUCAGAGUCUCUCAUCUCAGCCCACUGGUAUAAGGGUGGACUUUUUCUCUUGACUGUACAUGCAAAUGAUCUACAUCAUAUGCAUCAGUUAAAUGUUUUGUAAUAUACUUUGUGAUAUUUUUGGUAGCUUUAAAUGAUUGACUAUUAUAAAAACUCCAAUUUGGCAUUAUGGGAUGUAAACGGGGUACCAAAACUUACAGGCGUAUACAGUAGGAAACACAAAAUACUCUUGUAAAGCUACACUUGGAGGGACAAAAUUUAAAUAAAAUUCACAGUGUGAAAGAAGAAAUUACUUAAGGAGACAGGACGCAGGAGGUCCUGAAGGAAACGUGUUUAUUCUCUUGUGGUAUUUAAUCUCAGUUUAAGAACUGGCUUUAUCUACAUUUAUAAAUCCAUAAGACAUAUGAGACAAGUUUGUGGUCAGUUAAAAGAAUAGAAGGUGUCUAUUGUUACUUUUCUUAUAUUACAUUAUUACAGUAUUGCAAAACAAAUCGAAGGCUAUUUUCUUUGCCUACAAUUCUUAGGGUCACACAGGUCAUUUGUGAUGGUAAUUAAAUUUUUUAUGUCAUACAUAUAAUACAAAAAAUGUGUGUGCCAAAGAAGCUACUUCUGAAGUUUAUGCAACAAGGAAGUAACAAAGCUAACCUCCCCAACAAGUUCAAGUUGCUAACUUCAGCCGUUUUGGGAAGAUGAUUUUAUAUGUUUCCCAAAAUGGCCAUUUUAAAGGCCCAAGCACUAUGACAUCAACGCUGUGACAAGAUAUUGCUGAUGCUUUGUUAGUGUGAUGCCAUAUAUCAGCAUCCAGGGGGUCUUAACAUGCUCAAAAAUUCAUGAAAAUCAGCACACAGGUUGGAAUCUGCUGCCGUUAGGACGCCUGAGUGGCUGGGUCCUGGGUGUAACUCAGUUUGCAAAAUGCACCCAAUGUAAUUUAAUAUGUUCCUUCUAUAGGAUUUAUAUAAUCCCCACAAAACUGUCAUCUCAAGACAUUGAGAAUGCAAAAUUUCAGAAGGAUUUUUAAUAUCUCAAACGAUUCAGCCAUGGAAAUGCCUUAAACUUGUGCAGAAAAGUGAUUAAUAACUUCCUGAGUGACAUCACAUUGAGCGACAUCAUAGUGUGAUGGUUUUUUUUCAGCAUCCUUGUGCUUUUUGAAAGCCUUAACUUGCUUCAAAAGCACGCAGAUUGUGUGGUUCGCCUGGGCGAAAAUGGCCCAGGUGCUUGUCCAAUCAUUGUUGCUUCGCAACUAUAUUUCAGCAUUAUAUUCUCUCGCUUUAAGCACUAAUAAAAAAAUUAUGUUUAUAUCUUUAUGCUUAUUGAUGCCAAAAUUGUUGUGCACUUUUGGUAGCAUAUGACCUGUAAAAAUAUUUGCUUAAGCUAAAGCAUUUCGUGCAGAAUUAAGGAUUAUCCCCCCAAAUUACUAACAACAGUGGUUUUGCUUAAAUGCUUCAAAUUAGACACACACACUUUAUGUUAUGUGGCUAUAAAACAAAGAAAACUUAUUUAGUUUAAAUAGCUUUUUGUAA
Clarias gariepinus (North African catfish) is the source of this 2473-nucleotide messenger RNA. Its product is annotated as V-set and immunoglobulin domain-containing protein 2-like. The record is from RefSeq and is a predicted model, not a curated record. The transcript is spliced from 7 exons. NCBI's taxonomy places the organism in Eukaryota, Metazoa, Chordata, Actinopteri, Siluriformes, Clariidae. The coding region runs from base 36 to 986 and encodes 316 amino acids.